This is a messenger RNA of Cannabis sativa, 3940 nucleotides long. Its product is annotated as TORTIFOLIA1-like protein 2. Lineage: Eukaryota; Viridiplantae; Streptophyta; Magnoliopsida; Rosales; Cannabaceae. Gene Ontology annotation, molecular function: microtubule binding. The record is from RefSeq and is a predicted model, not a curated record. Gene Ontology annotation, cellular component: microtubule. The transcript is spliced from 6 exons. The coding region runs from base 1082 to 3661 and encodes 859 amino acids.
AUUAUUUUAUUUUAGUUUCUAAAUUAUGAAGAUUUUUUUUAGAACUUUCUAAAUUGUGAAAAGAGGAAUGUUAAUCAUAAUAUUUUAGUUAAUCUCUAUGUCCGAAAUUAUAUGUUGGAAUAUUUUUUUUAAUUUUAUUUCAUAGGUAUUUGUUAUAGUUAUAGUUAUAGUAUCAUUCCUGUAAAUGGUAAAUUUUUUUGAUUAGUUUAGAAUACUAAAAAUAGAGUUUUUAAUAUUCUAAUUUACCACGCGUGUUUAAAAAAAAAUUAAAUCUAUUUUCGACACGGUAAAUUAUUUAAAAUCUUUUAAAAAUUUACAAGAAUGAUGUUAUAAACAUAACGAACACCAUCAUGAAUUUUUUUUUUUAAAAAAUAUAAUCACGUGUAUUUUCUAGUACGAAGAUUAACUGAAAAAUUAUAAUAGAAAGUUAACGGUAUCACUUCUCAAACAAAUGAAUACAUUAAAGAAUUUGAAAACUGAAGGAAAAAAUGUGACUUCUAAUUUACAAAAAAAAAAAGUAGUAAAUAGUGAAUAGAGUUUUAAAAGAGCCAAAAGAUGAUGUUUAAAAGGUACCCAAAAGAAAAAAAUUUGAAGUUGUUUGCCAAAAAUGUCACUUUACAGAAAAAAAGAUAAGAAAAGGGUCACACUAAGAAUAAUAUGAAUUUUGUGAAUUUCAUUAAAUCACUCACUCCAUGCAUAUGAAAAUUAAAAAUCUUUUUUGAGAAAAAAAAACCAACCCAAAUUAAUAAAGAUGUGAUUUUUAAGGAAUAGGAGGAUGAAACAAUGAGUUAGGAAAAGGAAAGUUUGAAACUUGUAACUUAUAGAGUCCAAAGCCACGUGGCACCAUGGCAGAGCUGCUCAUAGAAAACUGAUCCCACCACUACCAACGCUCCUCUCUUCCUCUCCUUAAUUCGAAAUCUCAGCACAAAGCGCGAAAUUUGAAGCAAAAAAAAGUAAAAGAAAAUAAAAAACAAAUCUUUAACUAUUAUUAUUAUUAUUAUAUUACUUGUUUGAAUUCUUUGUUAAUCUCCAAGUCUUCUUCUUUCUCUGCUCAGAGAGAGAGAGAGAGAGAGAUUCAGAUAUGAAGAAGGGUAGUAGUAGUAGUAAUGGUGGUAAUAGGAGAAAUGCCCAACAAGUGCUUUUCGAUCUGAAACACAGAGUGGUAGUUGCAUUGAACAAGGUUGGUGAUAGAGAUACUUACCAACUUGGUGUAGAUGAGCUUGAAAAGACUGCUCAUUCACUAACCCCAGAUGGGAUUUUUCCAUUUCUGUCUUGUAUUCUUGAUACUGAUUCAGAACACAAGAUUUCUGUUCGUAAAGAAUGUGUUAGACUCAUGGGGAGUUUGCUUAGAUACCAUCCUCCACAACUUAUUUCACCCCAUCUUCCUAAAAUGGUUAAUACCCUUUUGAAGAGGCUUAAGGAUCCUGAUUCUGUUGUUAGAGAUGCUUGUGUUCAGACUGUUGCUCUUAUGGCUUCUAAGUUUAGUGAUAUUGAUAGUGAUGGUGAUGGUGAUGUGGAUGGGAGACUCUUUGUUACUCUUGUUAGACCUCUUUUUGAAGCUCUUGGUGAACAGAAUAGACAGGUGCAAUGUGGGAGUGCUUUGUGUUUGGCUGCUGUUAUUGACAACACUCAUAAUCCACCUGUUUCGCUUUUGCAUAGGAUGUUGCUUAGAACCACUAAGUUGCUUAAGAAUCCUCAUUUUAUGGCUAAACCUUCCAUUAUUGAGUUGAAUAGGAGCAUUAUACUGGCUGGAGGUGCCCCAACACAAAACAUAUUAGUAAGUGCAAUGGGCAGCAUUCAAGAAUCUCUGAAAAGCAAUGAUUGGUCAACAAGAAAAGCUGCUUCUUUAGCACUAGCAGAGAUAGCUUCAAGUGGAGCUUCUUUCUUAGGAUCCCUUAAGCCUUCAUGUGUAAGAUCUUUGGAGUCAUGUCGUUUCGAUAAGGUCAAGCCUGUUAGGGACACUGUCUUACAUGCCCUUCAGUGUUGGAAAACUCUUCCAGGUUCUCAUACUCCUCAACCUUCUGAAACUGGUUCUUCAAUUAAAGAAAAUUAUUGUGGUGAUGAGUACAGUGAUCUAACAAGUGGUGGAGAAUUGGGUUGGAAAGAUGUUGCUCCUAAGAAAGUAAAUAGUUCAGGUUCAAGCUCUACCAAGGCAAGGAUUCCUUUGUCUAUUAGAAAGAAAUGUAAUCAAACUUAUGUUCAAAAUUCACUCAAAUCCAACAGUAAUAACAAUGAUGAUGAUGAUGAUGAUUGGCGUAUCGAAAUUGCUGUCCCGAAGACAACAACACACCAGCAGCAUAAUCUUUCUUUGGCUGAUCUUAACAAUGAAGAAUCUGAGGGUAGCUCGGUUACGAAAAAUUAUGAGAGAUUGAGUACUGAUGUGACAAGCUUGCAGGAUAUUGGAUAUGAAUAUGUUCAUAUGGAUGACAAACAGGAAGAAUGUUCCUCUUCAAUCUCCAAUGUUCUUUCUCAUGAUUUUGAAACCAAAAUUGUCAAAGUUUGUCAUGAAGGUGGUGGUUUGCCUAAGGCCAAGGCAACAGAAAGAGAUCAGAAAUUUGCACCUGAAAGCAAUUGUUGUGAUGAGGAACAGAUGUAUCCUAUUCCUACCAAGAUUCGGGACCGUGCUAGUCUUGAUUCAACUGUGACUGAGUCUGCUCCAAGUUCACAUUGCUGUUUGCAAAUGGUGAAUGAGAUGAAUUGUAUACGAAAUCAACUUGUGCAGAUUGAAGACAAACAAUCAAGUUUAAUGGAUCUUUUACAGGUGUUUUCAACUGGGAUAAUGGAUAGUUUGUCCAUGUUACAAUCAAGAGUGGUUGGUUUGGAAGAUGUAGUGGAUAGGCUAGCUCAAAAUAUUGUACAACGAGAAAGGGAAGAACUUUCCAAUUUAACAACCUCAAAGCUGAUAAAACAAAGCCAUGUCUUGCAUUCUCCAAGACUCUCUACCUCAUGCACUCCUAGGCCAUCAGUAGAUAGUCAAAGCAGACAGCCUUCAUUGCUGUCAGCGAAAAGCAACGAAAACUGGGGCGAAAAUGUAUUUGAAAGUAACCUUAGAAACACUUCAACUAAACGAGGAACAGAAAUGCGGGCUAAUAGUACUAAGGUAAAUUUCAGUAGGAAUCCUACUGGUAUGGACACCCAAAGAUGUCUUAGGCAAGGGACAGGGAGAAUGGGAUAUGGUCAAGUGAGAAGUGAUCCUAUUUUCGGUCCAACUUCUAGUAUUACAUCUAGAAGAACUGGUUUGGAGAAUAAAAAUAGCCUCUGGAAACGUGUGAAAGGCCUUCUGUGUGAAGGAGACCUUGAAUCUGCAUACGAGGAAGCUCUUUCUUCUCGCGACGAGCAAAUUGUAAUGGAGCUUUUUGACAUAACUGGUCCUGUGCUGGAAUGUUUAUCCUCGAAAAUGGUCAGUGAUGUGCUCAGUACUUUGGGAUCAUUUCUCCAAGAACAGAAGUUUACAACUACAUUGGUUCCUUGGUUACAGCAGGUUGUUGACUUGAGUACUGUUCAUGGACCGAAUUACCUCAUGUCGACGGUAAAAGCAAGGCAAAAGCUGUUAUCUGCGGUUCAGGAGGCUUUAAGAAUGGAAUUCUCUAAUCCUUUGGAGAAAAGAUCCAUGAAUCAGGUAGCAGCUAAGCUACACCAUGUAUGGGGAAAAUGCUCUUGAUAGAUUAAUCAAACUCAAGGUUAUGAUGAUGAACUUGCUUCUUCUUCCGCCGGAGAUGUUAUAUUAUGGGGACCGAAUCGAUUGGAUGAGUGAAAAUAGUGAAGCAAGAUGCUGUGCAAAUCUGUAUUUUUCACACUUUAUUAUGAGGGGUUCUGAGACACCUCUUUUUGUAAUUUUGUGGAUUAUUAUUAAUGUUAUUUUGUCCAAACAAAGAUGGGGGAACAUUAAAAGCUUUUUAAUUUCAUUAAUUAUGCCUUUGUUUUAAGGCUUGUUCUACAA